This is a messenger RNA of Scaptodrosophila lebanonensis, 4009 nucleotides long. RefSeq names its product putative ATP-dependent RNA helicase BoYb (gene BoYb). Gene Ontology annotation, biological process: germ-line stem cell division; transposable element silencing. The transcript has 3 exons. NCBI's taxonomy places the organism in Eukaryota, Metazoa, Arthropoda, Insecta, Diptera, Drosophilidae. Bases 51 to 3737 code for a protein of 1228 amino acids. The record is from RefSeq and is a predicted model, not a curated record. Gene Ontology annotation, molecular function: nucleic acid binding; ATP binding.
AGCUGGGUUUGGCUUUUUUGUAAUCUUAAGUAUUUUCACGUUUUUCUAAAAUGUCUAAGACCAGUGUCGCAUUAAGCGACAAACGCUCUAUGAUGUGGAAAAAUGACAAUGUUGAUCAUUUCAAUAGUAAGCCUGUAAUCGCCUUUGACCUUGAACGACCGCUCACCUCACUCAAGAUUUCGGACUUCGCUGUGGCAUAUUCCCAACACGAUGUGCGCCCGGCACGACACAUGUCCGAUGUGCGCCUCCUGCCGGGCAUAAUGCAGAAUAUGAACGAUUUGGAUUUUACACAGCUGCUGCGUCUACAGAGCUACGCCUGGCCACAUCUUAUUGGAGGCAUAGAUAAUGGUGCUAUUAUUACAAGUGCUCCCUGCAGUGGACGCUCAAUGUGCUAUAUACCGCCUCUGUGUCAGGCUGUGGUCACCUCCAUGACCGAAAUUGCGAGUCCCUGGGUGGGCCCGCUGGCGUUGGCCGUGGUGCCGGGCUUACAGCGCGUAGCUAAAGUUGCCAGUCAGUGCUGCUCGUUACUGAACAAGAUGCCCAUGCCCAAUCCUUUCAGCACGAUAAUACUAACCGUGCCCUCAGCGUACGAAGAUAAUUUUUUUCAACGACUGUGGAACGGUGUUGGAUGUCUGAUUUGCACACCUAACCAAUAUUUGUGGCUGCUUCAUAAUUAUGGCGAAGUGAUCCAAUUUCGUAGGUUGAGCUUUGUGGCCUUAGAUGACGUCGAUUUGAUAGAUUCAAGUCAACUGGAGCAGGUUUACUCGCAUCUAUUGGAAACGACCCGUACUUGUCGGCCUCAAAUGGUCAUGACCUCACAGUCGUAUUUACCCACAAUGCUGCCAAAGCUAUUGGCAUUCAAUGACCAUCCAAUGUUGCUCUUUGGUGAUGAGCUAGAGGCAGCACUCUAUGGAGGCGCACGUAUAAAAAUAUGCAUGGUGAAGAGUGAGUCGAAACCCAAGGAGGUGCUGCGAAUUCUCAAGGAGCGUCAGCCCAACAGAAUGCGUACUGUAGUUUUUUGCAACAUAGACAGCGAAACUAAAAAAUUGGUGUCAGAGUUGGAACGUAAUAGCUACAAAUGUAUUCCAUACUACCUAGACAUCUCUCUCAAUACCCUUGAACUUAUGAAGGACUGGAUUGAAAAUACUCGCGGUGCCGUGCUUAUCUGCACUGGCUGUUGUCCCGACAUUAAUUUGCGUGGCGUUCACACUAUUAUACACUACGAAGUGAGCGAGAGCUACUCCAUGUUCAAGGAACGUCAUCUCUUGUUCUUACACAAUUGUAAAAAUCCCCUGUAUCCUUUUAAGUCGAAGACAUCAGGCUUGUCAUUGCAAUCGGUGGUAUUACUGGACGAAAGCAAUAAUGAGCAGUUACCUCGCCUUGUCGACUUCAUGAGGCGGCAUAAAUAUACUUUAGAUGAAUGCGUUGUCCAGUUAUCUAACCGCAUACAAAAUGAAAAGCAGCGAAAAAAAGAUAAUGAGCCAGCGCUCUGCACACAUCUUAUGACUCACGGCGUCUGUGACAAUGUACAGUGUGAGUGGCGGCAUGAGUUACGCGAGUACGAUAACUUGCCUGCUAACUUGCCCAAUGAUGGCGAUAUCAAAGUGGAUAUUGUGAGGGUCUAUUCGCCUGUGCACUUUUGUGUACGUCUACUGGAACAUUUACCACAAGAUGGAACUUGGAAGGAACAGAAGCAUUUGUACAACAUGGGCAAGAUGGAAUUGAGACUCCAGAUUCACUUUUCAAAUCUGGAGAAUCAACAAUGUUUUUGGCCGCCUCAGGCGAAGAAAAUUUGCAUUCUACAUUCACCAAAUGGCUUCGAACGUGUGCGCAUCUUAAACGUUGCUUCCAUCAAACACAUUAAUUUGGCAUGCACGGAUCUUGAGGUGCAGGUGCAAGCACUGGAUGUGGAUAGACGCAUUGUUUCGACCACCAGUGGUCAGCUAUAUGUUUGUCCUCCGGAUUUGAUUAAUUUGCCACCCUUGGCCAUUGAUUUACGCCUUGUUGGCCUGGUGCCGGAGACUAAUGAACUUUCGUUUUUCGAAAAAGAUGGGUAUAUAGUUCGCGAUUGGCUCAACAAUCUUACGAUGGAGCACUUCAUGCAGGCCAAAAUAGUUUUUGCUUUGUCGCACACGAUCUUUGUGCGCACUAUAAAAGCCAUGACAUAUGCACCCGCCAUGAAGGUACAUAUCGAUAUAUUGAACGUGCGUCAGCGCCUGCUUAAUGAGCGUCUGGUCAAGUAUAGCCCACAGACAGAGACUAUGCUACUUGAUUUUCUUGUUGGUCAAAUUGAUGAAGUGGAAAACGGAUCAAGUAGUUCUGAGACAUUUUAUGAUUUCGACGAUGCAAGUUUUGACGAGCAACAGGAAAUUGGGAGUCAUAAACGGACAGAGAAGAGCGAACCGUUUGCUGAUCUAAUUGAGCAAACCCCGCAGCAAAUAGAUACAUCCACGAAUUCCUCCAAACUGUCGCGUCAAAAAACGGCUGAGCCGGCGUCACCUUUAAAUAAAUUGCAGCAUAGAUUAAAACAAGAAUAUGGGCGUUUACAACAAAAUAGUGUAGGAGGCGAAGAAAUACCAUCGGCUGAAAUGGCCGCCAAAGGAGAACAACUUAAACAAAUAACGGGUGAAGAGGAUAUAAUAUGUGAACACCAAAAGGACAAGUCCGAGCAGAAGGCCAGUCUGGUUGAAUCGAUCGAAGCUGUUGUUGACGAAACGCUAAACGAAUUUAGUGAUAAAUCUGAGCAAUCGUUUGGUUCUGACAAUAAUAACUUAAACCAGCCAGAUAAAAUUAACGGGAGGAAAAUCAAAACAAACAGCGAACCAUCUCCUGAUAUAAUUAAGUGGAACCAUCAGCAGAUAGAUACGUCGCACCAAAAAACUACUGUGCGGGCGGAACCUUUAAAUAUAUUGCAGACUAUAUUACAAAAAGCAUACGGGCGUUCACAGCAAACUAGUUUAGGUGGCGAAGAAAUACAAUCGCCUGAAAUGGCCGCCAAAGCAGAACAAAAUGAGGAGGAUGAUCAAUUAGACAUGUACGAGGAGAAGGCCAAUGUGCUUGAAUUUUUCGAAGCUGUUGUUAACGGAAUGUCAAAAAAAUUAGGUGAUUACAAUAAUAAUCUGCACCAGCAACAGAAACGUACCGUAAGGAAAAGCAAAAUAUCUACUGAGCAGUUGCAUCGAAAAUUGAAGUCUAAAAAGCAUGCAAAGACAUUGCACACGCUCGAUUAUUUUCCACGCCCAGAAAAAUUGCCGCCUGGCUGCGGCUAUCCUGAGGUUUUUUAUUAUCAAACCAGAAAGACCUUGGAGCUGCAGGUGCUGCUGCCGGAGGAUAAAAUACGGUACACAUGCACUUUGCAAACAUGUGGAAAAAUUUGUUUUAGCACCAUGGACUAUGAGCCGAAAAAAUUGUCGUUCGCAAUAUCGACGGAAUGUGUAGGGCACUUCAGUAAACUGGAUCAUCAUAUGAAAGGACGGACAGUUUACAUGAGCGUUCAUAAGAGUAUGAUCAUUACAUAUCCCUUGCCAUUUAAAUACUAUAAGUUUAUGAAACCAGGCUUUGGUCAUCUCGACAAUGACGUUGUGCGUUGGAAAGACCAUAAUAACCCAUUUCAGUUGUAUCUGGAACCCGAGUACAUUCAUCGACAACAAUCAGGCGAUGAUUUUGAAUCCGAUACUGAGGAGUGGUUGGAUCCGACUAUCGAGACUGCAAAAGAAUAUUUUGAUGGUGAUGUGUGAAGUGUUCAACUGUAAUACUAAUCCAAAUCACAAUGCAAUAUUUUUAACACUUGAUCAAAUCAAAAAAUGUAGAAUUAAGUUGAGCCAUAGUUAGUCAACAGCAAUUAUAUUUCUGCGUACCGAAAAAUAAGGCAUAUGCAGAAGUAUGUACAGACAUACUCAUGUACACAUACGUAUGUAUACAAGUAUGUAAGUAUAAGUAUGACUGUCGUUGUCUACAAUUAAGAAUUGUAUAAUUUUAUCACGAAUUAAUUUUAGCAUGAUAGAAUUUA